GAUCCGACUGCCGAUGCCGAGAUCGAUCGAGAGUUAUGAUUGAAGUUACUUGGUACUGGUGAAAGGUUUCUCUCUGUAAGAACUGGGUGAGGGUUCACUAUAUGUAGUCCAUCAUGGGGAUUUUAAUAUCUACAGCAUUGGUCCUUGUCUUCUUGUACUUCUUCCUCUUCAAAGUAUUGAAGCUGCUUGAUCAGCCUGCUGCUGCCACCCUGCACUACAGGGAUAGCAAGUACAACCGCAGCAUCAUCUCAUUGUGUUCCAUCCUCACAAAACCAUAUGUGCCUAACCGUUUGUGGGGUCACAAUGCACACAUUCAGAGCUUCAUCUAUGCUAAAAUCGGUCGAUUCAAUGCACCGUAUCCGAAGGGGAAGCGUAUCAAUAUACCUCGGCCAGAUGGGGCUACCUUUACUUUUGAUAUUUUUGAGCCAUCUAAUCCCCAUCCUCAAGGUGCUGAUGUCACGCUGUGUGUAUGUCCUGGUAUAGCCAACCAUUCUGAGAAGGCCUACGUGCGUACCUUCAUCCAUUACGCCAUGUCACAGGGCUUCCGUGUGGCCGUCCUCAACCACCUAGGUGCCCUUCCUUCAGUUCCACUCACCUCACCAAGAAUUUUCACAUAUGGAGAGACUGGGGAAUAUGCUGCCAUGGUAGACUACGUCAAGGAACACUUUACAUCCAGUAAAUUUGUAUCAAUAGGAUUCAGCAUGGGAGCUAAUAUUGUCAUCAAGUACAUGGGAGAAGAACCUUCAAGGCAACAGGACUUCAUGUGUUGUAUCUCAAUUUGUCAGGGAUAUGAUGUCACUUUAGCUGCAAAAGUUUUACAUGAGUGGGAUAGCAUGCGCCGCUUUUACAAUUUUAUGAUGACCCUGAACAUGCGACGUCAGCUGCGCCAAAAUUUUGAUAUGCUCUUUGGUGAAGGUGCCCAGACAUACUGGAAGAAUCGCAGUGAAGCUCCCCCAUGCUAUGAUGUCAAGAAGGUGUUCCGUUCCACCAGUUUGGUUCACUUGGAUGAAGAGAUGACGAGGAAAAUGUGUCGCUAUAACAGUCUUUCAGAUUUCUAUGAAUCGUGUAGUUCUUCCCCACACAUGUUUAAGAUUAAAAUCCCCCUGCUGCUGCUGAAUGCUAAUGAUGAUGCCCUCAUCCCAGUAUCUCAGAAUUGGACCCCCAUGGAGUUCAGCCAGAAGUCUAACUGUGCCAUCUAUGCCGUGACCAAGCAUGGCGGCCAUCUUGGAUUCUUUGAAGGGGGCUUCUUGAAGGCCAACACUGUGUCGUGGCUGGACCGCAUGCUGAUACAGUACGUCGAUGGGACCCUGGAACUCAACAAGACCUUACAUAGCAACGGAGAGGUCCACUGCAAUGGGGAAGUAACCAGUUAACGUUUCCUUCUUCUGAAGUGUGAUUGUACUAGUUAUAUGAAAGUGUGUUUGUUGUGCACAAAUCAAAUUGUAUGAAAAGUAAUAUUAUAUCCAAGAAUCCUCUUUUCCUUUUUUUCUUUUUUUUUUUGUUGUUACUUUGAAUAUAAUUAUACUAUUUAUGGGGUCAGUGGGAUUAUGGGUCAAUAUUGACAUGCCUACUGAAGCUGACACUUCAAGAGAGCUUCUACUUCAAGUCAAAGAAUAUUGCAGAAAAUGUAAGAUACUUACUCUUGACCUUAAGAACAAAUGUCAACAUAUAUGAACUGAUUGGUUUUCAUAGCCAAAUUAAAAAAAAAAAUUAUUGGCAGGGCAAUGUGCCCUGUAUUAUCCAUGACUGCACAGAAGUUAGUUCAGCAGAUGUAUCUACUGACUACCACAAGCUCUUGGAUAAGUCACAAGCCAAAGUUUGCAUAAUUCAUAGCUUUGACGACCGAAGUAAUGCAUCUUAUGAGUAUUGAUGUAGAUUGACUGACCAACCAUGAAUAUUGAUAUCCUUAUAUCCAUAAUGAUCAGGGUUUCAUUAGAAGACCAAGUUUAUUUGUUUCUGGAUGGAAACUUUACUCCACAAUAUGUGUGUAUAGUAAAAAAAUAUAUUUGACAGAGCUUUAUGAAUGUGAUUUUUUGUAUGCCGGUAUAUAAUUUUCUGUCAUCCCAGUAAUGUAUGGUGAAUGGUUUAAGGAAAACUUGACUAUUGUGAAAGUAGUCAGAAUACCUCACUUUACUCUGUUCUGUAUAUCUGAUUAAUAAUUCUUCUAUUUGUAUUGAAAUGCAUUUGAUAUUCUCUCUCAAAAGGAAGCUCUCCUAAAAUACUAUGUGGUAAUACUUGACCUGCAUGCUUUCAUUGCUCAAGUGAUUCCACUAAUAUUGAUCAUGUAGUUUUUACAAGAAUAUACAAUGUAUAGGCACGUAGUCACUUCAAGGAAUAUAUAGUUUGAUUUGUAUAAGAUAACAAAAUGUUGGUGACGGAUAAUGCAUUAUUGGUUGCCUAUAAAUGCUAUCUUUUGUGCACUAUAUAUAUAUAAAGAUAGGUUAUAUGUACAUGUAGGUACAUUUGAGUUUAUGAUUCAACCACAUUUUUUCCUAUAUGAGGCAUGUACUUAGAGGAUUGGAGGUAGGAAGAGAAGGAAUACUUCCAUGGAAUAAUUUGAUUGAUACCAUGAAGAAACAGCUGAAGGAGAGAGAUGUGUGAAUCACCCGAGUAGUGUUUCAUAAAGCAGUUUGAAUAGAUACGUACAACUUUACGCAUGACUAGAACAUGUUCUCAAGUGUGAAUUCAGUUACAUCGGGGUAUUAAGCAGGGAUCUCCAGUCAUGCUUUUAGUUAUGAACAGCUUUGUGAAACCGCCUCCAGGUCUACAUGGAGCAGCACAUGUGGAGAAGGCAUAUGUGAUAAAAGCAGACUUUGAAUGAAUCUAUCCAUUCAUUAACCAGCAGAAGUUAUUAUCACACAAAG
Messenger RNA from Lytechinus variegatus (green sea urchin), 2864 nucleotides. RefSeq names its product monoacylglycerol lipase ABHD2-like (gene abhd2). Gene Ontology annotation, biological process: steroid hormone receptor signaling pathway; medium-chain fatty acid catabolic process; sperm capacitation. Gene Ontology annotation, cellular component: sperm plasma membrane; sperm flagellum. Gene Ontology annotation, molecular function: acetylesterase activity; monoacylglycerol lipase activity. The record is from RefSeq and is a predicted model, not a curated record. The coding region runs from base 114 to 1373 and encodes 419 amino acids. The transcript has 8 exons. NCBI's taxonomy places the organism in Eukaryota, Metazoa, Echinodermata, Echinoidea, Temnopleuroida, Toxopneustidae.